AUAUAUAUCUUGUCAGUUCUAUUACAGUUUUCUGAGAGAUUCCAUGACGAUAUUGACAAGUUGGCCUCGCAAUACUCCUCCUCUCCCGUCCCCUCCCCCACCCAGUGCCACGCCCACACAAUUAGUGGAGCUGAACUAUGCACUAGAGUCAACACCGUAUCACUAUAUAUGGAGGCUAAUAGGAUGAUAGGACAGCACUCGUCAAGUUUCAUGUUGGACUCUGGAACAAGUGGACAAGGAAUAAAGUCAAGUGCAAUCAGUGGUGACUCAGUGGUUGAUGAGAGUACUCAGCUAUCAGAUAAAGUAUCAGUUAAGAGGUCAAUGAUAGGGAGACACUGUGUGAUUGGAGAGAAAGUUAAAGUCAUCAAUUCAGUAAUUAUGGAUCAUGUGGUCAUUGGAGAAAGUUGCACAAUUCAAAACUCAAUUUUAUGCAAUCAAGUCCGACUGGAGGAGAAGGCAACACUCAAAGACUGCACUGUAGGCCCACGUGUUACUAUUAAUAGCAAAGCUGAGCACAAAGGAGAAUUAUUAGUUGAAGAUUCAGAGCUUGACUUUUAAAAUCACAAAAAAAGAACUACAUUAAUAAUAAUAAUAAUAAUAAUAAUAAUAAUAAUAAUAAUAAUAAUAAUAAUUAA
Molecule: messenger RNA, 635 nt
Organism: Amphimedon queenslandica
Lineage: Eukaryota; Metazoa; Porifera; Demospongiae; Haplosclerida; Niphatidae
Product: translation initiation factor eIF-2B subunit gamma-like
Exons: 5
Coding region: 169-558 (129 amino acids)
Biological process (GO): cytoplasmic translational initiation
Cellular component (GO): guanyl-nucleotide exchange factor complex; eukaryotic translation initiation factor 2B complex
Molecular function (GO): guanyl-nucleotide exchange factor activity; translation initiation factor activity
Source: RefSeq, a predicted model, not a curated record